ACAUUUUUUAGUUUAUAUAUUCCAUUAAUGUAAUCAUUUGUGUUUUCAAACUACUAUGGACAAGCUAUUAUAAGCUUUGAUUUGAUAUUAAAAUUGCACUGUUAACCAAAUUUAACAUUCUUUUAAGAACAGUCCACUAUGGAGCAAGCAGAAAAUGCAAGAUUGGAGAACAGAAAAAUUCUUGGCAAAAUAUGGAGUACGAUCUGUAAGAUUCGAGAAGUUUUCAAUCGGUACAGUCGGUCUCUAAGUCUAGCUCCUUACUUUGAAUUCUUCGACGUGAGAAAAGAAGGUGUAAUUACAUACCGUGAAUUUUUAAAUGUUCUCCUGAUACAUUUAAAAGAUGUAAUAGGCUUAUCAAAGGAUCAAGCAACAGAAUUGGCUGACUUCUAUAAAGGACGAGAUGGAAGAGUUUUGUACAAACAAUUUGUUGAUUGCAUUGAUUUAGAUUGCGAAACCGUAAUACACCCAAGAUACUGUUAUGGAAAUGAACAGACUUACCUGGGAAGUCCAAACCCUAUGGAUGGGUAUGAUAAAAAACAACUUGACGCUGUUUUAAAUGCAAUCGCAGCUAGGGUUUAUGCAAUGGACAUUUCCCUCAUACCAGUGUUCAGGCAAUAUGAAGUGGUGGUUCGCAGUGGAGGAGUGAUGCCGAUCAGCCAGUUCACAUCAGCGCUUGAAUUUCUUCAAAUCAAACUAAACAAAUCAGAUUUUUAUCUUGUACUUAAAAGAUAUCUUCAUAACAACUUUGCCGUUAACUAUGUUUUGUUCACUAGCGAUAUAGAAGAUAGAAUUUCUCAACUCAUCUCUUGUGGGUUAAUGAAUCAGUACGGAGUUAUCGACGAAAGAAAACUGAUUCAAGCCAAACCUUGCGAUCCACCUAUUCAUAUAAAUCCUCUAAGUGAUAUCUUUUACACUGAACCAGAACCACAUCCAGCCAUAAGACAAAUUCCUUUCAAUGAAAAGGCGUAUGAUGUUUUCCGACAAGUUCAGUUUCAAAUAAAUGUGGACCGAGUUAAUAUUGAACCAUUUUUCACACCAUUGGAUCCUCUUCGUAGUGGAACAGUCCUGGACUUCCAGUUUAUAAAAGUUCUUAAUAACUGUGGGGUUCAGAAAAGCUGUAUGUUCACCGAGACAGAAUUGAAAAGCCUUUGUGAUUUGUAUCGAGUAUUCUCUGAUCCGAGAUCAGUGAAUUACAGGCUGUUUCUUUCUGAUAUUCAAAAUGCAAGGAAUCCUAUUAUGUGUUCAGUAACUUGCGAAUAUCCUGCUAUCAGAGAUAUGAGAAAGCGAACGCACAUAAGAGGAAAUUAUUUCCCACACACAACUAAAGUCAGAAAAGAAGCAUGUGAAUUGGCGUUAAGAAAGCUUCAAAAGUUUUUGAAAGAAAGGCAUCUGACAUUGAUCACUGACUUUCAAAGAGAAGACCUUGGCAAUUUUGGUCAUGUGUCGCCUGGAACUUUCCGCAAGGUAAUUGGAGAAGUCAAAGCGAACCUAAUUCUCAGUGCGACUGAAAUGAAGAGUUUAGACGAUCGUUACAUUGACUUGAAAGGUUUCGACUAUCGCAGAUUCUUGGACGAAAUUCAUGAAGGUGUUGAGCAUGUUGUUCCAACUGAGAAAGAUGUUACAGCUGAGCUGUUCGAUGACAAUCCUUCAAUAAAAAUAGAAAACCCUCCUCCUCUGAAAAAGGGCAUCAGCUUGUGCUCACCAGAAGAAGUCAUAAACAAAUUGAAACUUCAGGUUAAACAACUUCGUGUAGCUCUUGAUGAUUAUAUUGCUCAAUAUAAUCCACUCAGAGAAAGUUUUGUCCCUAUGAAUCUGAUAUGGAGAGCACUUUCAUCUGCCGGAUUUAGAUUAAAUCAACAAGAUAUGGAUAUGGUUGUAAAACUAUUUGGAACGCCAUUGCGCAAUAAUGUCAUCGAUGUCAAACAAUUUUUAGAGACGAUUUACAGCGAUGAAUAUCAGCUCGGUCUUGAAAAGACACCACUUAUUAUUCCACUGGCUGGUAUACCGAUCCUGGACAAACGAGCUCAUUCCAUGAGCCGAAUUGAAAGGGAAGAACUGGAAGAAGCCAUGCACAAACUUGGAAACAAGGCGGAAUUUUUCGUUCAAGAUCUUUUCAGGGAAUUCGACAAAGUUGGUACUGGUAUCAUUGAGAAAAAAGAUUUUCCAAGAGCGUUGUCAUACCUUGGCAGAGGUAAUGAAUACCUACUCACCAAUAGAGAAUUGGAUCUUGUUUACAAAGGAUUUUGCCGUUCACACGGUAUUAUUACCGGACUGGACUAUGCAGCAUUAUGCAAAGCCGUUAAAGCCGUUAGAGAACUAAAUCCCAUUUAAAAACACAAAAAAAACUAUUAAUAAAAUUUAUACUUUCAAAAUUAAAUGUUCAACACUGUAAUAUGUAAUAAAUAAUAU
Molecule: messenger RNA, 2409 nt
Organism: Cimex lectularius (bed bug)
Lineage: Eukaryota; Metazoa; Arthropoda; Insecta; Hemiptera; Cimicidae
Exons: 13
Coding region: 139-2331 (730 amino acids)
Molecular function (GO): calcium ion binding
Source: RefSeq, a predicted model, not a curated record